Messenger RNA from Paramecium primaurelia, 1938 nucleotides. The record is from the annotation of a GenBank genome assembly. NCBI's taxonomy places the organism in Eukaryota, Ciliophora, Oligohymenophorea, Peniculida, Parameciidae.
GAAUGGGAAAUAAUAAUAGCUAAGAAUCCACUAAGUUAGCCUAAUUGUAUUCCGAAUAUCAACCAACUAAAACAAGAGAUGAAUGUAUUUUAAUCAAUCAAUUUAGAAUUUGGAGAUUGUACAGUCCUAGUUAAUAAAUCAAAUUCUAAAAUCAAACUUAUUUUAAAAGAAUAUACAUACACUGAUGAAACCCUUUUUAAGAAAAGUAAAAAGUAAUUCGAAAAUAAACAAUAAUUAACUCAAAAUUAAUAUAUUCUUAAAAUUCUUGACAUCUAUACUACCUAAGAUUAAUAAGUGUGUAGUCAAUUUUUUAAAAUAUACUUAUUGAUAGAACAUCCUACAUCUUAAUUAUCUGCAACAUAAUUGGCUUCAUAAGAUUAUUGGGCGGUUUUGUUUGCAUAUGUUAGAGCAUUAGAAGUAUUAUAAAAUAAAUCUAUUUAACAUGAACAUAUAUCAUAAAAAACCUUAUACUUACCUCCUAAAAUAUGUGAUCCUUCACUUUAUGAAUAAUCCACAAAUUUUUAAUAGCUCUUUCAAAAUAAUAAAAUUAAUGAUAUAUAUCUAUCACCUUAAUAAACUAUGGCUUUAAGAUAAAAAGAAUUUCAACCUCUACAUAAUCCAUAUAAGAGUGAUGUAUUUAUACUUGGUAUGUGUAUGUUAUAAAGUAUCUUAAGAACACCUUUGAAUGAUUGUUAUAAACAAUUAUAUUUAGUAGAAGAAGUUCUUCUAACAAAAUUACAUCAAUUAAAUACUCUUGUAUAACCAUAAUUAUUUGAAGUAAUUUAAUCUAUGUUAUAAAUCUAAGAAAUCUAAAGACCAGAUUUUAUUAUCUUAUCAAAAUUAUUAGAUUAAAAAUAUUAAGAAUCUACAUCUAUUACUAAUUUUAAAUAUUAACUUAGAUCAUUUAAUUCAGAAGAUCAAUAAUAAAGUAAUAUAUAAUAAAAUUCUUAACAUUAAUCUAAUGUUCAAUAUUAAUAAUAAACUCUUCCCAUUAUGAAAUAAAUCAAAAGUUCUAAAUCUAAUGUAAAGAAACCAUCUCUAAGAGAUAUUAUUACAGAAUAAUCAAAUACAAAUUCUACUAUGGCUAGUAGAAUGAAGGAAGAUAUAGUUCAACCUAAUAUACCUGAUAAUACUGAUUUUGUUUAAUAAAUUGUUUACUCUUAAUUUAUUUCAAAACCUUCAAAAAUUGAUGAAAAUAUAGAUAAUAAUUAAAAUGAUGAAAAUUUUACUAAUAGAUCCUAAAAUUUGCCAUUACAAGAUCAUACUGAUUAACAUGUUAAUAAAAAUUUUUAAUUAAAGCUUAGUAAUAUUAAUGUCAAAGAAUCUCAAUAAUAAUUUUCAAUCCCUUUUGAUCUGCCUUAAUAAUAACCAUAACCACAUAUUUCUGGAUUUUCUUCUUAAGGAGAAAUUUUUGUAAAUGAAUAAUACUAAGAUGGUUCUAAAUAUAAUGGAUAUAAAUUCAAUGGGAUGAGACAUGGAUAGGGUAUCUUUUAUUAUAAAGAUGGAGGAUAUUAUGAUGGAAAUUGGUAGUUCAAUCAUAUGCAUGGAUAUGGUAUCUAUAUUAUUUAUUAUAAAUCAUAGGUACUCUUUAUUAUUCAAAUGGUAAUCCUGCUUAUAAAGGAUCAUGGAAUUAAGACAAAUUUUAAGGUUAUGGAGUAUUGUAUAAUGAAAUGGCAUCCUAAUUAAAUGAGCCAUUCAAUUAUCAAGAUUUUGAUCAUAUUGAAGAGUAAUUCUAUACUUUAAUGUAGCUUUUGGACAAAAUAUGAAGGAGAGUUUAAUGAAGAUAACAAAGAAGGACAAGGUACUCUUUAUUUGUCAAAUGGUGAAAAGUUUUGUGGACAAUUUUUUAAUGAUUAUAUAAAUGGAUUUGGUAUAUUUCAUACAAAGAAUUAAAAGAUUGUAGAAGGAAGAUGGGUCAAUAAUAAAUUAAUUAAGUGA